This is a messenger RNA of Petromyzon marinus (sea lamprey), 627 nucleotides long. RefSeq names its product death associated protein (gene DAP). Gene Ontology annotation, molecular function: death domain binding. Lineage: Eukaryota; Metazoa; Chordata; Hyperoartia; Petromyzontiformes; Petromyzontidae. The record is from RefSeq and is a predicted model, not a curated record. Gene Ontology annotation, biological process: apoptotic signaling pathway; negative regulation of autophagy; cellular response to amino acid starvation.
GCAAGUGGUGGUGGUGGGGGAGGUUGAGAUCCGCCAUUGCUUGAGGAAGUCGUGGAGUUGAUGGUCUGGUGGAGUCGUCCCUGGCGGAGUGAACACUGCGGAGCGGAGACUGUGGCGUGUGUAGAUCAGUGUAGAGUGUAGUAGACUGUAGGCUAGUAGUAGACUGUAGGCUAGUAGUAGAGUGGCCUCUGCGUGUCGUGCUGCCAUGGCUUCGCCUCCGAAGGAGCACCCCGACCUCAAGGGCGGACAUCUCCCCGCGGUGAGAGCCGGCGGGAUGCGGAUCGUGCAGAAGCACCACCCUGGGUCCCCCGCGGCACCCGUCCCCAGCAAGCCGGACGAGCACGGCGAGGAGGAGGAGGAGGAAGAGGAGACGCCCGCCCCGCCGGCGCCCAAGCCGCCAGUCGUCGUCGUGUCCGGAGCCAUCGCCAGGGGGGAUAAGGACUUCCCCCCAGAGGCUGUGAAAGUCGCUCACGAGAAGCCACAGCCGAAGGUGGAGCGCAACUGGGCGACUCCUCACGUCAACGCACACAUCCAGCAGCCUCGCAAGUGAAGGGCUCGCCACACAUUCACUGACACACACUGACAUACACACACAGACACUGACAUACACACACACACUGACAUACA